Molecule: messenger RNA, 933 nt
Organism: Emericellopsis cladophorae
Lineage: Eukaryota; Fungi; Ascomycota; Sordariomycetes; Hypocreales; Bionectriaceae
Exons: 3
Coding region: 1-933 (310 amino acids)
Source: RefSeq, a predicted model, not a curated record
AUGGCUAUCUUUAAGAACCUCCUCGCUGGCUUGGCACUUUCCGUUGCCUCUUCCUACGCCCAGGAUGAUGAGGCCGAGUAUGAUGACUUUGGCCCUGCAGCUUUCAUGUGGCCCGAGGACCGCGUGUGGGAUGCGGCCGUCGACAAUCACGCGCCUUGUGGCUCGAGAGCCGCUCCCCGCAACCGCACUGACUUUCCACUUGAUGAUGGCCAGAUAGCCCUCGUUGCACAAGACGAGUCAUGGAAGAUUCAGCUUGGCAUCUCCUACAGCGCCGACCCAAUGUCUAACGACGACUUUGACGUGAUCAUCAGUCAAGAUGCUUUCAAGGAGCUCGAUCCAGGCCAUACUUGCAUUCCGUGGCCCAAUGCUCCCGACUCUGUCAGCGAGGGCGAUCUCGCCACGCUCCAAGUCAAGUACAUCUCCGAAUUCGACACACCUCGGAACCAGACCUUUUACGCUUGCGCGGACAUUGUCUGGGUAGAGCCCGCCAACUUCAACACCCAGGUCCCAUGCUUCAAUGCCACCUCGCCUGACGAUGAGGAUGGCGCUGGUGAGGACUGGGACUACCACGACGAUGUUGAGAAUAAUGACGAUGAUGAUGAUGAUGAUGAGGAGUCUUCGAAUGGCGACGACGACGACGACUCUCAAGACUCCUCUGACUCGGAGGAGUCCAACGACAGUGGCAACAACAAGUCCUCUGGUGGUCUAUCAGGGGGGGCCAUUGCUGGGAUUGUGAUUGGUGUUCUCGGGGGCCUCGGAUUGAUUGCUGCUGCUGCCCUGUUGAUUUACCGACGCAAGCAGCAGCGCCUCCGUCAGCUGAGGCAGGCUAAUUCGGCUCGUGGUGUAAGUUGGACAGAAGGCCAGACGGCUGCUGGAAAGGGGACCGGCAGCGUCAGUGACAGCAGCGUGAGGAUGCAGAACCUGUCGCCUUGA